Molecule: messenger RNA, 2520 nt
Organism: Triticum dicoccoides
Lineage: Eukaryota; Viridiplantae; Streptophyta; Magnoliopsida; Poales; Poaceae
Exons: 9
Coding region: 259-2520 (753 amino acids)
Biological process (GO): telomere maintenance; DNA repair
Molecular function (GO): DNA helicase activity
Source: RefSeq, a predicted model, not a curated record
CUCGCGCCGCCACAACUCGACAGCUCGGCCCUCCACCGCCGGCCGCCGGCCGCGACAAGAGCUCCCCAGUUUCUCAUCUGUGCCAAUUCGAUUCCAAUCGCUCAAACUUGGGCUGCCCAGAAGUUUCCCCUCAGGCGCUUACCAUCCCUGAGUACUGUUCCACGUGCUCACCGCCACCGCUUCCUGGCAUCUCCGCCCAUACGUGCCUCAGGCUAAUCCACCCCGGAAGUUGCUGCCGCUGCAGGUGCUAGCAGCCGGAUGGUAUACCAGUGCAGCCCAACCGAUAUGAGCACAACCUCACGCACUGGCAGCUUCGAUGUGAAGAGGAAGCAAGUGAAAGGAAAUUCAAGUAGCCAUACAACAUCCAUUGGAAUGCCAAGACGGGCUCCUUUUCAGGAUAUUACAAAUUUGGUUGACUCACAUAGUUUAUCAAAGAGAAAACAAGCGCAAAAUAUUCUUGGUUCAGCGGAUCAUCCAAUUACUGGGACGAUACGAUCAGUCAAUCCAUCUGGCAUAUCCAUACAGUCAACUACUCCUUCGGCUGGACACAUAACUCUACCAAUAGAUGCUUCCGAGCGUAAGCGUUAUCGUGAUCGGGAAAGAUACUUGCGGAUGACUGCAGAACAGCGCGCUGCCUACCUACAAAGAAACCGUGAGUACAAAUGGAGAAGGAAAAAUCCCAUUGAAGUUAGUAAUAAUGUACAAUCUGGGAGUCAAACUUGUAACUGUACCAGUUUAAGCAUGCAAGCAACAACUCUCGCCAGUACAAGAACAGAAGGUACUUGUCAACAUAAGCGUAUAGCAGCAUUCCUGGACAAGGGCAGUGGACAUAAGAGAAGGAGACUGUCUAAUGGGGCAAGUUGUAGUAGUACUGGAAAGGAAACACAUGAACAUGUUGUAGCCAAUGAGCAUGAAGACCAUGACAGCACCAUCUAUGUCCCAAAUGGUUGUUUUCCUGCUCUAGAAGAUGAAUCUGGGCAAUCCGAAUAUAUGACCGAGGAUGAUGAUGAAGAUGAUGAGAGUUACAUAUUCACCGGACAUGGAACUGAAUGCAUAUCAUCAUAUCAAGACCCAAACCAUGCAAAUUGUGGAAUACAAUAUGAUCCUUUUGAUCGUAUAUAUCGGAGUGUACCAAGUGGCCAUCAUGUUUUGGAGCCUGUACUUAACUGCACACAUUGCAAUGCAAAACGGUUCCAGUAUGAGAAUCCAACAUUUUGCUGCAUGGGUGGCAAGGUCAAGAUAGUAACUCCAACUAUUCCUGCUGAAAUGCGCCGACUAUACACAAGUCAAGAUCCUGACGCGAAGUACUUUCAGGAUAAUAUCCGGUACUUCAAUUCUCACUUUUCUUUUACGUCUCUCGGUGUUAUCUUGGACCAGAGAUAUUGCAAUAAAAAGUCGGGAGUUUACACAUUCCGUGCACAAGGUCAAAUUUAUCACAGAAUUGAUCAAUUGGUUCCAAUAGAAGAUGGCCCCAAACAUUUACAGCUGUACUUUUAUGACACUGAAUCAGAUUUGCAACAUAGAUUUCAUUAUUCUCCUAAUCUUGAUAGAGUUCUCAUUCGAAAAUUGGCGACUGCUACAUUUCAAAUGCCCUAUGCACUUAGAAGGCUUUUUGCUACAGUUUUGGCAUUUUGCGAAGUUACAAAUGUUCGUGCAUUAUGGAACAAACACUUUGAAGCAAUGUCUGAUGAUUUUCGUAGGGAGAGCAUAAGUGAUGAAGCAGUCGAGAAACUGGUGCUUGGAGAUAUUCAAGAUUUGUUAUAUUCCAUGGGAAAGGACAUCAAGACCUUUGAUCUUCCAAAUCUGUUGGAUGCUGAUGACCUAGAUAUCUUAGAUGCUAAAGAACUGACUGAAGAAAUGUCUAUUAAAGUUGCUAAAGAAGACCUGGAGCUGGAGGCAACUCUAAACAAUGAACAACAACUUGCUUUUGAUGAAAUAAUGGACCACGUGUUGCACAGGAAGGGUAAGGUCUUCUUCAUUGAUGGUCCAGGAGGUACAGGAAAGACGUACCUUUAUAAAGCUUUAUUGGCUAAAGUACGAUCCAUGGGGUUGAUAGCCAUUGCAACAGCAACAUCUGGCAUUGCAGCUUCUAUCAUGCCUGGUGGCCGGACUGCGCAUUCCAGAUUUAAAAUACCGAUCAAUGUUCAAGAGGAUAUUGUGUGCAACAUCAAUAAGCAGGGUGGGACAGCUGAAUUACUUCGAAGAGCAUCUUUGAUAAUUUGGGAUGAAGUCGCCAUGACAAAACGACAAGCUGUUGAGGCGCUGGAUAGAUCCCUGCAAGAUAUUACAGAAUCAAUUGGUGAAGACUAUGUGCAUCUACCUGAAGAGAUGGUUAUAGGUUCCACAACUUUAGGUGCCUCGGGUCAACUGGAAUCAUGUGCCUUUCUGGAUCUUGAACUGGCGAUCUCCGUGAAUAAGAGGGAUCUCUCCUCCUUGUGUUUCCUGUUCGACAAAGUAAAGAAGAAACUUGCUUCUCCAUGCUAUUUCAGGGUUUCUUUCAAGGGUAUAAGGAGAGUGUAA